Molecule: messenger RNA, 704 nt
Organism: Rosa rugosa (rugosa rose)
Lineage: Eukaryota; Viridiplantae; Streptophyta; Magnoliopsida; Rosales; Rosaceae
Product: MLO-like protein 8
Exons: 6
Coding region: 187-606 (139 amino acids)
Biological process (GO): defense response
Cellular component (GO): membrane
Source: RefSeq, a predicted model, not a curated record
ACACCAUAGAGAUCUUUAAGGGGUAAGCUGGACCGGACGCCUACUUGGGCCGUCGCCGGAGUCUGUGCUGUUAUCAUCAUCAUCUCUUUGAUUUUGGAGAAGGUCCUGCACAAAGUUGGAACGUGGCUUUCAGAGAGGCACAAGAGAGGUCUGUUUGAAGCUCUGGAGAAGGUUAAAGCGGAGCUCAUGAUUCUGGGUUUUAUUUCACUAAUCCUGACCUUCGGUCAAAGUUACAUUGCCAAAAUCUGUAUUCCGCUUAAGGUUGCAAACACUAUGCUGCCAUGUAGUCAAUCUUCAACUGCUUCGGAAGAUGAAGAAUCAACAAGUCGCAGAAGACUCUUAUCGACUGACCGCCGAUUUUUAGCUGCUGCAACUACUACUUCAUGCAAUAGUGGUUUUGAGCCACUGAUCUCUAUUAAUGGAUUGCACCAAUUGCACAUCCUCAUAUUCUUCUUGGCUAUCUUUCACGUAGCAUACAGUGCUAUCACAAUGCUUCUUGGGAGGCUAAAGAUUCGAGGAUGGAAGGCAUGGGAGGCUGAGACUUCAUCGCAUAGCUAUGAGUUCUCAAAUGUAAUGGAGAGAGGGUUUCAAAUACAAAUGCAGUAGAAUCUACUGGAAAAGAAAAGAAAAGGAGAGAUUUGAUCUACAAAAAGCACUUUUGGCUGCUCUUUUCAAUGCUCCUGAGAGACCCAAGGAGCCGGAGC